AUGAAUAAUAACAACAAUCAUCGCUACGCCUCGAGGUCAGCUUCCCGGCGCCGUUCACGCAGCAGUGGAAGAGAUCACAUCAACACUUUUGAAAUCGUAAAACUGAUCAAUUCUACUGAAGCAGGCAGGCUAGAUUUGGGAACUUUGAGAAAUUUUUUGUUCAGAGAUGUUGACCCCAGGAGCAAUGCUAAAUUUCAGGUCAUAUGGAGGCAUUUGUUACAGAACAAAGAGAAUUUUAUUUUGAGUGAUCAGUUGAAGGAUGCGAAAGCGCUCAGUGGGAAUGAAACUGUUUGGGUUCGUACUGUGCUCACCUUAUGUGAAACACACUGCAGACGAGGCAAGGAUGGUCGCAAUAGAGCCUGUGAUGGUGACUGUGGGGCCCUUCAUGUCUGCCGCACUUUUCUUUUAUGCUCAAAAGAUGCAUGUCCUUUUAAUAGCAAAAAGAAAUGCAUGUUUGGGCACAGCUUCGCCACCGAUCAUAAUACAGAGCUUCUGAAAGCUCACAACCUGUAUGGUCUAAGUGAUGCAGAGCUACAAAAACUCUUUCGCCGACGCCCAUCACGAUCGGCAAACACGCUGCCACAAGUGUGCAUAUAUUAUAAUAAAGCUGAUGGAAAGAAAUGUUCAAAAGAAAAAUGCAAGUCGCUACAUCUGUGCUCAGAUUUUAUUCAGCAAUGUUGCGAAGGCGAUUGUUCACGAAAUCACCGGUUUUCAGCACCACAGGUUCAGCGUGUGCUUGAUCUCUAUGCCUUUGACGCUUCAUGGAGCGGUGAAAUGUUGCUGGAAGAUCUUCGGCAUUUUAUGACCGCCA
Candidula unifasciata is the source of this 811-nucleotide messenger RNA. Lineage: Eukaryota; Metazoa; Mollusca; Gastropoda; Stylommatophora; Geomitridae. The record is from the annotation of a GenBank genome assembly.